Molecule: messenger RNA, 1574 nt
Organism: Diuraphis noxia (Russian wheat aphid)
Lineage: Eukaryota; Metazoa; Arthropoda; Insecta; Hemiptera; Aphididae
Product: platelet-activating factor acetylhydrolase IB subunit beta homolog
Source: RefSeq, a predicted model, not a curated record
CACUUAAAAACUGAAUUAUCAUAAAAAUACUUCAAACAAAAUAUAGAUAAUGUUCUUACCAUCUAGUUUCUUAAUAGGUUUAUUCUCUAAUUUUUAAGCUAACGGAUUAGAUUAAAAUGUGAACUGCUGAUCGUAAAUUUUCUAUUUUACGCUUUUGUAAGACUACAAAUGCAAGUGAGGCAUUCAAUUAGGAGGAUUAUAUUGGUCUGUGGCCCUGUGGGUGAAAUAUAGAUUAGAUAAAAUAUUAUUUUACAACACAAAUUUACUGAUAUAUCACCCAUUCUCACUAUAUAACAUCAAUAUCAUGGUUUUACUGAACUACUGUUUAUCAAUAUUAAAUACAUAAUAGUAGCCUCUAGCCCAGUGUUUCUUAACCUUUUUGAUAUCACGGAACACCAGGCAAUAAUUUUUUUUUCAUGCGGAACCCCUCUGAAAAUAUCUUUAAAAAAGAAGGAUACACAAAACACGGAAAAAUAAUAAUACAAUUAUUGCAUGAAUCUUAAUGGGAUGGUUGCGCUUGAAUAUGACUGCAUAUGUUAUCAAUAUCUGGAGUAAGGUUUGUUAAUGAAAAUCUUAGUGUCGGCGUCACAUUCAAUCUAUUUCGAUAUGUUUUUGAUAUUUUAAAUAUUUUGAUAAAAACACAGCACAGCACUUUCGCGGAACCCUCAAGUGAUCUUCGCGGAACCCUAGGGAACACAGGUUAAGAAACACGGCUCUAGCCUAUAGGUCACAUUUUAAAUAUAUUUUUCAGUAAUUUUCCAUUAAACUAUGAAUCCAUGUGUUGUUCCAACAAUUCCAUAUAUUGGUGACAAAGAAUGGAAAAUGAAACACCAACGUUAUGUGACCGAAGCCAAGACUCAAGAUCCAAAUGUUCUCUUAAUUGGUGCUUCUAUUAUUGAAUUCAUCCAAUGUUAUCCAAUAUGGAAUGAUAAAUUUGUACCUUUAAAAAGUCUAAACUUUGGAAUUAGUGGUGAUCGAACUCAAAAUGUGCUAUGGAGAGUAAAAAAUGACAUUCUUGAUCACAUAAAACCAAAAGUUUGUAUUCUUAAUGUUGGAUCAAAUAAUGUUGAUAAUACUCCUGUUCAGAUUUCAGAAGGUAUAUUAGCUAUUGUUGAUGAAAUUAGAUCGAAACUUCCUGAUUGCUACAUUAUUAUCAUAGGAAUAUUACCACGUGGUCCUAAUCCGAAUCCAUUGAGAAUUCUGGGAACUCAAGUUAAUGAAAUUCUCAGUGAAAAAGUGAAAAGUAUUUUCAAAGUUGAAUUAUUCACUGCUCAUGCUCAUUUGCUGCAACUAGAUGGUACAUUGAGUCAAGAAGAUGCGCCAGAUUAUCUUCAUCCGUCUGAAAUAGGUUAUCGUAAAAUAUUCAAUCCAAUUUUUGAGCGUCUUAAAGAAAUUCUUGAUAAUUGAGUAUACUGUAUACUAAAUAAUAUUAUAUUUUUGUUUAAAAUUUUAAAUAUGACUUAACACGUUGAUAUCCACAUGACCGCCAUCGGUUACUUGAUAUGUAUUAUUAAUAAGUCAUGUAUAUUUUCAAAUUAUAUUACAUAUAUCAUAUAUUUAUUCCAAAUUAAUUG